This is a messenger RNA of Gloeophyllum trabeum ATCC 11539, 1566 nucleotides long. Its product is annotated as MFS general substrate transporter. Gene Ontology annotation, molecular function: transmembrane transporter activity. The record is from RefSeq and is a predicted model, not a curated record. Gene Ontology annotation, biological process: transmembrane transport. Gene Ontology annotation, cellular component: membrane. Bases 1 to 1566 code for a protein of 521 amino acids. NCBI's taxonomy places the organism in Eukaryota, Fungi, Basidiomycota, Agaricomycetes, Gloeophyllales, Gloeophyllaceae. The transcript has 12 exons.
AUGAUGAGCAUUGCUGGAUCGUCAGGCUUACUGGAGCCUCAUGAGAGAGCUGUCGUGGCAACUGGACAGUUUUCUGAUCAUGGAGGAGACAGGGAAUGCAUCCUUCCUAUCGACUCCGAAAACAAUAAGUCGGACAGUGUGUUCAUGACAGGCUGGAGAGCAUGGUGCAUGAUCCUUGCCAUUAGUGGUUCAACAUUGUUGAAUGUUUAUUUCGGCGGUGCCAUGACAGUUGCAGUACCAUCCAUCGGAUCAGACUUAAGCUUCUCGCAGGCCACCCUUUCCUGGCCUAUACAGGCGUACAACUUGAGUUACGGAUGUCUGCUGCUACUCACAGGCCGGAUGGCUGACAAGUACGGAAGACGGACGCUUUUUAUGGUUGGAGCUUCCUGGUUUACUCUGCUUUCCAUACCUCCCAUAUUCUGCCCUGAGCCUGUCUCCCUGAUUACCGUCGUGGGUCUUCUGGGUGUCGGGGCAUCUAUGAUGACAUCGGCUGGGAUCGGUAUCAUUGGCGGUAAUCUCACUGGUGCUCUGAAAACUCGGGCAAUGGCCGUGCUCGCUGGCGGUCAGAGCGUCGGUUUUAUCCUAGGCAUCUUAGCAUGCGCAAUAUUUUUGGGUGCGGCAUGGAUAUCGGUGCCCAAGGACCGAGUAAAAUACGACAGAGAAAUGGACUGGAUGGGAGCUGUUCUUAGCUCGCUGGGCUUGGUGCUCCUCAUUUUCUCUCUGUCUCAGUCUCAGUCAGUCGGAUGGAGGACAGCCUAUAUCCCGACGUUGUUUUCACUUUCCCUCAUAUUCCUCGUCCUUUUCGCAAUGUGGGAACGACGUAGGGAAUCACAGGGCAGAGCCGUGCUCCUUCCCUUCAGUAUUUUCAAACAGGGGAAUGGUCGUUUCGGGGGCGUGUUUGCUAUGAUCUUCCUAAUGUGGUGGGGGUUCAACACGGUACAAUAUUUUGUCACCCUGUACUUCCAGGACGUACAGAAAUUGACCCCAUUGCACACUAGCAUCGCAUUUAUACCAGAAGCGAUUUCCGGCAUGAUCGUAAAUGCGCUCUCCGGCUUGGUAGUGGAGUAUGUUUCGGGAGAGAAACUGAAUGCUUUUGGUGCUGGUAGUCUGGUCGCUGCUUGUGCUCUCCUCGGAGUCAUAGAUCCCCACGGCUCGUACUGGAAAAACGCCUUCCUGGUGCUGACCCUCUUACCCAUCGCCGAUACGGCGUUCAUUGUCGGAAACAUUUUCACAACAUCCGCUAUGGACGAAAGGUCACAAGCACUGGCCGGAGGACUAUUCUCUACUGCCACCAGGAUUUCGACUGCCGUUGGCCUUGCUCUGACAUCGCUUGUCGCGACGUCUGUGUCCAACAACUACGCACAUGCUCAUGACAUCGAUCCGGUGUCACCGAGAGCCCUGCUGGAGGGCUACCAUGCCGCUGGGUGGCUAUGCUUAGCCGCCGCAUCGGUAGGUCUCAUCCUGAAUUUCUGGGCUUUGAGGGGGGUUGGCGUCAUGGGCGGCCGCAAGGGCGAGCAGAGAAAGCAAGAGCGGAUGGAGAUGUCGACCUUGGGUGGGGGAAAGUAA